GUGUAGUGAUCGAUGACUCAUUGGAUUCGAUAAAAAGAACAGCGACAAAUUAAAAGUUGAAGAAGUCAAUAAACGAACAGUUCAGAGCUAUAUCGACCGACAAAGUAACCGGAGGGUGUACAUCAUCAUUCAGCCAGGUCCGAGCGGCGUCAUACUUUCUCACGAAAUCAUUUUUAACAUUCUCGAAGCGGUGACACCGCGUAGAGGAGAAGGGAGAACAGAGAGAGAGAGAGAGAGAGAAAGAGAGAGGAGAAUGGAAUGGGGUAUCUCGGCGAUUUUGAGCAGUACAAACAUCAAUUUCGGUCCUGGGGGCGUGCAACACGGGACGCAAAAAGAAAAUCUCGAAACGGACGUAGAUCUCUACGUGGGAUCAGGAACAAGCUCCAAGGCGCCCGUUCAAUUUUUCUUCCGCCAAGGGAACUCCCGCCUCUUCCACUUGCGUACGCGUAUAUAUGUAUGCUGCCUAUGCAUGUGUGUAUACGCGCGUACACACCGCCGUCCCCAUAGCUCACGACACGGAUUCGAGGGAAUAACCAUUUUUCUUCGUUGCGUCCGAGGCGCUUCUGGGGUCAAUAGACGGUCGAUGCAACCUGUUGCGAUAAAGUUGUUCCGGCGUUCAGAUCGAGUCGAACGAGGACGCCAGUUGAACGAGGUCACAAGGAAUAAAGUUGUCGAGACACAACCUCAGGAACACGAUUCCUUCAUAUGAUCUCCCACGACUCGAGACAUCUUGCACGGAAGAAGACCAAGGAAAAAAAAGAGAAGGAAAAAGAAAGAAGGAAGAAAAAAGAACAAAAUAAAGAGAAAAAAACAAUCCAAAUAAAAGAAUGAAAAGGAACGACCAUAGAAGCAGAUCAAUGGGUCAACCUGUCGCAAUAAAAAUCUCGUGGCUACCUGAGUAAAGCGAAGUAACGGGGUAGGUGGCAGUUUAACCAUCGUGUUCAGGAUCGUCGGUGGCAUAAUCAGGAUGCUAGAGUAGCGCUACCUGGAUGUCGGUGAUGGCGGGGGCUGAAAGGAGCGCCAUCGAGGAAGGAAGGAAGAGAAGGAACGCGCGUGAUGUCCGCAAGAAAGCGAGGUAAAAGGUGUCGCGGUGGGCCUGCUGCAUGCGGGCACGCGUUAGAAUCCGAUUGUGUCCCGGAAGGGAAGAAGGAGAAGAAGAAGAAGAAGAAGAAGAAGGGCAGGAAAAAAAAGGAGGCAAGUGGAAGAACUGCGGCCUCAGAGACGGAGACGGAAAAAAGGGCAGUGGGUAGGAAAGGAGAAGAAAACGGAACGGGUGGCCGGCCAAACGAACCCUUCCUCCCAGCUCGACCAGCCCCGCUGGACUUUAAUUCCUGCUAUUAUUGAAAUACGUGGCCGCCACGUGCCACGGGGCGACUGCUCUUUCCUUCCUACCGUUUCAGCCCACAGCGUCAAGGGAGAGUUCUGCACGCGAAAAUCGGAACGCGCACACACGGCUGGAAUGUGACUUGCCGCUCGAGGUAUACGUAUACCUGAGACCCCCUGGAUGCUCCUCCUCGAGGAUAAACUUUCUUCGUUGCUACUCGUCUUACCGGAUACCGUCUUAUAGGCACCAUUGAAUUACAUGUAAAUGUUUUCCGUGUGUAAUUGUAAAGAUAUAGAUACAUACUUACGAAAUAUAAUAUAUUUUACGAAUAUAUUAUACGCGUGAUACGAAACAUUUCGAAAUUUCUGACUUUGAAAAUAACUUUUAUCAAAUAAAUUAAUGUCUAUGGUAUUGUAAACAGUCUGAGCGUUCGAUGUUACGCGUAUA
This is a messenger RNA of Bombus pyrosoma, 1771 nucleotides long. RefSeq lists its product as uncharacterized. The record is from RefSeq and is a predicted model, not a curated record. The transcript is spliced from 4 exons. Lineage: Eukaryota; Metazoa; Arthropoda; Insecta; Hymenoptera; Apidae. The coding region runs from base 254 to 709 and encodes 151 amino acids.